Molecule: messenger RNA, 345 nt
Organism: Nematocida major
Lineage: Eukaryota; Fungi; Microsporidia
Product: U6 snRNA-associated Sm-like protein LSm1
Exons: 1
Coding region: 1-345 (114 amino acids)
Biological process (GO): deadenylation-dependent decapping of nuclear-transcribed mRNA
Cellular component (GO): P-body; Lsm1-7-Pat1 complex
Molecular function (GO): RNA cap binding
Source: RefSeq, a predicted model, not a curated record
AUGCACGCAGAAAGCGCAGAAGCCCCCGAGAAGUCCACGCGAAUUUUGGAAGAGUAUUUGGACAAGCUCGUUUUCAUUCUUCUGCACGAUAAUACGACUGUAGAGGGAAUCCUCCGAUCUUUCGACCACUUCUACAACCUCCUCCUGGAAGACGCGAGGGAAGCUACAAUCGCAGGCGACGAGUACUGCCUCGUUGAAAGCGAAGCCCUCCUCCUGCGGGGCGAGAACAUCGUCCUCCUGAGCGCAGGAUCCCUCGUAACGGAGGGAAUGAAAAAAACAGAGUACUCAAAAAUGCAGGAAAAGGUGAAGGCAGCAUCUGACGACCUGGACUUUAUUACGCUGUAG